Funneliformis caledonium is the source of this 837-nucleotide messenger RNA. Lineage: Eukaryota; Fungi; Glomeromycota; Glomeromycetes; Glomerales; Glomeraceae. The record is from the annotation of a GenBank genome assembly.
UGUCUGUAUUUGACAAAAUAAAUAUUCAGUACAUAUCUAGUAUAAUUCAAAUUGAUCAUCUAAUACAAGAGUUAGAUAGAUUUAAAAGACAACCUUCUAAAAUUGAAGAGGAUAUUAAGAUUUUGCAAGAUAAGAUUUUGGAAAUUGGAGGUGAUAAACUUCGAGCUCAAAAGUCUAAAGUGGAUCAUGUUAAAGAACAACUUGUCUUAAUAAAUGAGCGAAUUAUCAAGUCUCAGGUGGCCAAAUCAAAGGCGGAAAAGGAUAGGAUUAAAAUCGAAAAUUCUCUAGCAAAAAGUGAAGGAGAAUUAGAAGAAUUAAAUAAUGACAUAGAAAAACUUACGGAAGAAAUUCAACAGAAAACCGAAGUUGCUCGUUCCAUUCGUAUUAAAGCCGAUGAAGCCAUAUCAAUAUUGGAAAGUAAAAAAGAAGAAUUAGAUGAGAUCAAGGAAAAACUUGAUGAAAAAACCGAAAUAAUUAAUCGGAUUCGAGCAAUUGAGUUAAAAAUCAAAACUCAACUCGAAGAUAGUGAGCGCCAUUUGUUAGAAAGUAAACAGAAAGAAACUCAUUGGCGAAAUUCUCUUAGCAAACUUACACUUCAUGAGAUUGGAGGUGAUGAGGAGCAAGAAUUUCAAAUUUACACUGAUGAUGAGCUUAAUGCAAUGAACAAAGAUACAUUACAAGGAGAGAUCGAUGAUCUUAAAGAGAAAAUACAAAAUGCCAAUCCAAAUUUAAGUGUUUUGGAAGAUUAUCGUAUUCGUGAGAAAGAGUAUUUGUCACGUGUUAGAGAUCUUGAAGAGAUUACUUCUAAGCGUGAUGAGUGUAAAAAGGAAUACGAUC